Psilocybe cubensis is the source of this 1998-nucleotide messenger RNA. RefSeq lists its product as uncharacterized. Gene Ontology annotation, biological process: long-chain fatty acid metabolic process. Lineage: Eukaryota; Fungi; Basidiomycota; Agaricomycetes; Agaricales; Agrocybaceae. The transcript has 15 exons. Gene Ontology annotation, cellular component: endoplasmic reticulum; membrane. Bases 1 to 1998 code for a protein of 665 amino acids. The record is from RefSeq and is a predicted model, not a curated record. Gene Ontology annotation, molecular function: long-chain fatty acid-CoA ligase activity.
AUGUCUAUCAGCGAGCGAGUUGCCCAAUGGCCCACAGUCAUGCCAUACGAUAAGCAAUCCGUUGCCGUACCCGGCACAAAGCGUCCCGGCCAAACAGCUCAUUACCGCAACGGCAUCUGGGGUCUCGUUGAAGAGACCGCUCCUGACCUUUUUGUUACUUUGGACCAAAUCUUCGCCGAAGGUCUCCUCAAGAGCAAGAAUAAGCCGUUCUUGGGUCGCCGCCCCAUCCUCUCCACCAACCCUUUGAAGUUUGCUCCUACGUACACAUGGCAGACCUACGGGGAAGUUGAUGUCAAGAGGCGUCAUAUUGGCAGUGCUGUUCACACACUGUUCACACAAGGUGUUCUUGGUGGUGGCGAAUAUCCGACUGUUGGAAUCUGGGCUCCUAAUUGUCCUGAAUGGCAAAUUGUCGAUAUUGCUCUACAGAGCUACCAGAAGGUGUCCGUCAGUUUGUAUGAUACCCUUGGCAAGGAUUCUGUUGCAUACAUCAUUGAACAUUCACAUCUCACCGUGAUCUUCGCAACAUCUGAACACAUUCCAUUGUUGUUGAAGACCGCCCAUCGAGUCCCUAUGCUCAAGGCCAUCGUCUGCAUGGACCCACUCUCUGCCGAAGCCUCUAAAUUGCUCAGGGAAUGGUCUGAAUCUCAAGGAUUGAUCUUCAAGGAGUUCGCUGAACUCGAGGCCUUUGGCAAAGCAAACUAUGUUGAACCGAUUCCUGCUUAUCCGGAUCUCGUUGCAUCUAUCUGCUACACCUCUGGAACAACCAAUAACCCCAAGGGUGUCGUUCUGAAGCACAAGAACUUGGCCGUUGCAACCCAUAGCAACAUGUACGGAUUAAUGCUCCCCGAAGACGCUUGUUUGCUGUCUUACCUUCCAUUGGCUCAUAUUUAUGAGCGCGUCUGCGAACUUUGCACUAUUGCCGUUGGAGGGCAAAUUGGUUACUUUACUGGAGACCCUCUGCGCCUUCUGGAAGAUGCUCAAAUUCUAAGACCCAAUUUCUUCCCCUCCGUACCUCGUGUACUAAAUAGGGUAUAUCAAGCCGCAAUGGUUGGCGGCAAUGUGCCAGGUCUUAAAGGCAUUUUGUUUAAUAAGGCGGUACAAACUAAGCUUGCCACCCUCCACCAGACUGGUGAAGUCACGCAUGCAUUUUGGGACAGACUCGUUUUCCGCAAGAUUCAAGCUGUUCUUGGUGGGCGUAUCAAACUCGUAACCAGCGGAUCGGCACCCAUCAGUUCUGAUGUAAUGGAUUUCCUCAAAAUUGCAUUUGCAUGCGAAGUUGCAGAAGGAAGUGGUACGGUUGGGCCUCCCCAGCCUAUCAACGAAAUCAAAUUGGUCGAUGUGCCCGCCAUGAAUUAUACUUCUGAGGAUAAACCUAACCCCAGAGGAGAGUUGUGCGUACGCGGUGCAAACUGUUUCACUACGUAUUAUAAGGACGAAAAGAAUACCAAGGAAACCGUGGAUGAAGAAGGCUGGGUUCACACCGGAGAUGUCGUGGAACUUGACUCAUGUGGUCGUGUAAAGAUCAUCGAUCGUGUCAAGAACAUCAUGAAACUUGCUCAGGGAGAGUAUGUCGCGUUGGAGAAGAUUGAGAAUGUUUAUAGCAGCACGCCGUUGAUUGCGCAGAUUUAUGUCCACAGUGAUGGUCUGCAGUCGUUCUUGAUCGCAGUCAUUGUACCCGAUCCAGUCCAAUUUUCUGGCAUUGUUUCCAGCGUCACGGGCAAUAAGGUCGCCCCAGAGGACGUCGCCGCUCUUGCCGCUGCCUGCAAGGAUAGUCGUGUCAUUAGCCACGUCGAAUCACUGUUGAUGAAAAUCGGGAAGCAGAAUGGCCUCAAAGGAUUCGAAAUUGUCAAGCGAGUUCACCUCAGUCUUACCAUGUUCAGCGUGGAGAAUAACACUUUGACGCCUACGAUGAAAGUUCGCCGCAAAGAUGCGUACAACAUGUACAAAAAGGAGUUGGACGCGCUAUAUGCUCUUGGAGAGCCAUCCUCUAAACUCUAA